Miniopterus natalensis is the source of this 3018-nucleotide messenger RNA. RefSeq names its product transforming growth factor beta regulator 1 (gene FYRD1). Gene Ontology annotation, biological process: regulation of cell cycle. The record is from RefSeq and is a predicted model, not a curated record. Lineage: Eukaryota; Metazoa; Chordata; Mammalia; Chiroptera; Miniopteridae. Gene Ontology annotation, cellular component: nucleus.
AUGAGCCUGCUGGGUGGCUUCGCCCCCUCGCCGCGGGCCGCGCCGCCGUCCAAGGCCAGGAUGAAAAAGCUCCCGAAGCGGGGCCAGAACGAGAAGUACCGGCUCAAGUACCUGCGGCUGCGCAAGGCCGCCAAGGCCACGGUGUUUGAAAAUGCUGCCAUUUGUGAUGAAAUCGCUCGUCUUGAGGAAAAAUUUCUCAAAGCAAAAGAGGAAAGGCGGUACUUGCUAAAGAAGCUCCUCCAGCUUCAGGCUCUAACUGAAGGGGAAGUGCAGCCUGUAGCUCCUUCUCACAGCUCCAAUUUGCCCCUGACUUACGGUGUGGCCAGCUCUGUGGGAACUCUACAGGGAUCUGGGCCCAUUUCUGGGCCUAGCACUGGGGCUGAGGAACCAUUUGGGAAGAAAUCCAAGAAGGAGAAAAAAGAAAAAGGCAAAGAGAACAACAAACUGGAAGUUCUGAAGAAAACAUCCAAGAGAAAGAAAAUGGAGGGAGGUGCUCGCAAGCUGGUUCAGCCCAUUGCCCUGGAUCCCUCAGGACGGCCUGUGUUCCCCAUCGGACUGGGGGGUCUAACAGUAUAUAGCCUGGGGGAGAUCAUCACCGACCGACCUGGCUUCCAUGACGAGAGUGCCAUCUACCCUGUGGGCUACUGCAGUACUCGAGUAUAUGCCAGCAUGAAGUGCCCAGACCAGAGGUGUCUGUAUACUUGUCAGAUCAAGGAUGGUGGUGUACAGCCUCAGUUUGAAAUCGUUCCUGAAGAUGACCCUCAGAAUGCCAUUGUCAGCUCUUCGGCAGAUGCCUGCCAUGCAGAACUGCUCAAGGCCAUAAGUGUUACUUUGGGGAAACUAAUGCCUAACCUCCUUCCAUCUGGAGGUGACUUCUUUGGGUUUGCUCAUCCAACCAUCCACAACCUGAUCCAGAGUUGUCCAGGAGCUCGAAAAUGUGUCAAUUACCAGUGGGUGAAAUUUGAUGUGUGCAAACCUGGAGAUGGGCAGCCACCCCAAGGACCUCUGGAGAAUGAUGCAGCUGUAAGCUUUGCAGCCUUUCAGAGACAGACCUUUGAUGAAGAUCAUGGUGAUCCCAUUCUACAAGGAUCCUUGGACCUCCCGGAGCUUCAGCCUACAGCCUUUGUGUCUUCUUACCAACCCAUGUUCCUGACACAUGAACCCUUGGUAGAUGAUCACCUACAGCACCUGAAGUCUCCUCCACAGUGUAGCCCAACACAGUCUUCAGAUUGAACAAGAAGGGAUCAGAUACCACAUCGUUUUCAUCAUGAUGAUUUUAACUUAAACUAAAACUUAAAAUAUAUGGAAGGAGGCAGCAAUUCAGAAGUGAAGAUACUAAGUUCACACAUUUUGUCGUGGAGGUUCCCAUGGUGACAGUUUUCCCUGGGAAAAACUUCACCUGCUUUAUUUUUAGUAAUAAAUUUCUCUUGAUGCUUCUGCGUAUUUUCAUCUUGUCAUCAGGACAUGAUCUGUUUCGCUCAGCUCUGCCUCAGGUAAACUUAAGGCCUGUAUUAACCAGAGUGAGAGAUGGCUGCUGGCUCAUCAAGGAGGCAGAUCCUGACAACCUUCUACCCCUGAUUCUGAUCCUAUUCCAAGGAAUAUUAAGUCCCACCCCCUGCACCCGAAGUGGUGGUUUUAUUUUUGUGUCGGGGUCAUGAAAAUCAAGUCCUGCUCAUCCCAUGCUGGAGAGUCCAGCCAAAGCACACUUCGUCCAUUUCUUCACAUGUCACAUCCUUCAAGGGGAUCAAAAGGUUAUCUUUAACACUUUCUACGUCCUUUGUGGCUUCUUGGAGAAUGUGCUUUUAACUAAGUACAUUGAAACUGCAUGAUAACACAAAUUUAAAUAUGAUUGGGGAUUGGCUCCCAGCCUCCAUAACAGACUCACCCUGUCAUUUCAUUAACUGUGUAAUGGCAUAACUCCGCAUUCGGUGCGACUGAAUUGUCUGGAACCUGCUUAUGGCAUUCAGACGGGGGCUUACCACAUCACCCCUUCCGGGCCACUCCCCAGCAGCUGCUGGAUGGCAGUGAGGGCAUCCCAGUGAGGAGCCGUCCUGGUCCCAGGGCUGGCUGGAAUGGGAAGGAAUAAAGGGACCCCAGAGGUAGAAGACUGGGGUCAGAUCCCUUUGGUGAGAGCUGCAUUGUUACUGUGCUACAAUCCAUAACUGCUAACCCAGGACAAAGCAAGUGGGAUUAACAUCUUACAGGAAUGGAUUUGGCCAGCAGAGGGGCUCAGCGUUGCUGAGAGCACACCACACUGGUCACUAUAAGGUAUCAGAAGCAAGUAACAUUAAUUUUAUGACUUCUAAUUAUAGUUUUUUUUAUGUUUGUAUAGCUUUUACAGUGCAAAAGUUAAUAUAAUUUGGAUUAUGGGGAAUCAAGGAUGGGAAUGGUAUUAACUCAAAGCUGUUAAUGUUUUAAUAUUUUCCUUUUGUCUGUGUAAGUUGCCUGAACAUAUUUGUACUUACACAGAAAUUAUAAUGCUACUUUUAUCAUAUAGAAAAUAUCUUUCUAUUCUAUUACAGCCUGAGUAAAACAUACUAAGAGAGCCUCAUUUUAAGAAAAACAUUAAAAUUUUUUAAUAAGUGUGUGUUGUUUACUCUUAGUAAAGAGUACUCACUCUGUAGCUUUCCUAAAACAGAAAGAACCCAUUUGUUCUUAAAUUUAAGGUGUCAAGAUGUACAUCUUUUAAAAUUAAAUAAUUAGAAUAUAUUGGAAUGCAUUGAAUGUCAAAAGGUUGAAACUUUGGUAUCAACUACAGUGUUUAUAUAUGUAUUUAUAUAAAUAUCACAUAUGCAUGGAUUAUCAAAUGUUUUUCCUAUGGAUUAUCAUUUUUAAAAACUUGAAAAAUACUACCAUAUUAUACUUAAAAUCUUUUCAUCUACUGGAUUGUUAAAGAUUUUUUAAACUUGACAACAUGCAGUAUCAGUGAGAACGAGAUAAAAAGUGGUACUGUACCUCGGUGGGACUGUAAAUGUUGGACCCUUGAGAGGGUAAAGCUGAAGGUGUCAAAAUUUUAAA